CCAGUUCUGGAGAUAUCCCUGGUGGUGUUUUGCUGAAGCACACUCAGGCUGUCCAGUUCACCUUGCCUCUUUCUCUGCUGACAUGAAGGUUUUUUUUGUGGGACUGGCCACUCUCUUGUGCUUUGCAGGAGCGGAGGCUCUGCGCUGCAAUGUCUGCAAACGCAAGUUUCUCCUCUUUGGAUGUGUCCAGGGAUCAGGUGAAACGACGUGUGGAUGGAGGGAGAGAUGUGUGAACAUUAAAGCUUCUCUCGGGAAAUUACCUCUCUACUACCGGCUGAACUGCACCUCAGUGCAAAAUUGCGGCAAGGUGAGAGCACCCGAUGAAUCUCACCUUACUUAUGACUACACCUGCUGCAACACUGAUUUCUGCAAUUGAGCUGGAGGGGAGGAAGGUGUGUGUGGGGCAGUCAGUGUCAGUGAAUCAGUUGAGCUCUUAUAUUUGCUGUCUCUCUUCUUCUGCAAUGCAAGGAAGGGGAACGGAUCAUGACCCUCUUUUUCUUUUUCUUUUAAUCCAGAUGAUUAUUUUUUUAAAGAUUCAGAUAUAUUUCCAUUCUUCUAGGAAAACACCUGCUUUCCUGUUGUCUUUAAAGCAGGGAUCGUGUCUCAGAGUGAUGAAGCUUGGGGUAAAAUGCUCCAAAGUGUCAAUGUCAGAAGCCUAAUGUGGAGUAUUGGAAACUGUGUUCAAAAUGGCAUGCUGCCACUUUAUGUGUGAGGAGGUUGCUUGGCCCUGCAGCCUGGCUAGGUGGCUCUGAGGGAAACAUGUGAUCUGGGUUGUCUGAGUCAGUUAGCAGACAACUAGGUGUGGCGAGAUGCGCUUCUCUGGUUGUAGGGAGCAGCCUGCUUUGUCUCUCUCUGUUUCAGAGUUCUUGUGUGUCUUAUUGUUCAGAAUUCUAAGAAAUCAAGUUGUGUUAUAUUGCAACCUUCCAGCAAGAGUAUUUCUGUUCUGAUCCAACUUCUCUGUGUGUAUGCCAUGAAUAUAACACCUAAGUCCCACUAACAUUCCGCUUUACUCAUAAUCAUUUUUCUUAGUUCCAAAAUCAUAGGGUCUUUAGGAAUCCCUGAUCCACUGAAAUUAAUGGGACUGAACUCAUGUAACUGACAGUAGAACCUGGCCAUGUAUCUAUAUUUUCUUCUCCAGCUGGUUUGAUUUAUCGAGGUCUAAACUUGGCAGGUCUGAUGCUGUAAUGGCUGCUUAGCACACUGAUCGGAGUCACCUUGCUUUUGCCUUGUACUCCCCACAUCUAUUGGUUGUAUCCACUUGUGGUGUCUCCUUCCUAAAUUUAGAUGGUAAGUGCUUCAGGGCAGGGACUGUUAUGUGCGUGUCUAGAGUCUAACACAAUGGGACCUGGGCCCCUGACUGGGGCCUCUGGGCACUACCACAAUAAUAAUAAAUAAUAAUAAUAACAUGAUCUCUGUGUUAUGGCAGGGGGCAAACAGAUUUUGGUGCUGGGGAGCUUAAAUCAACAAGAAUAUUCCGCUCAAUUUACUGUCUAUUUAGAUUGUGUGCUCACGAUUUAGGACUAUCUGUUGCUUUGCUUCUGUGUAGUAUGCUGCAAAAUAGGGUCCUGGUCUCAGGUGCUACUGCAAUAUACAUAAUAAUAAUGAUC
Mauremys mutica (yellowpond turtle) is the source of this 1607-nucleotide messenger RNA. Its product is annotated as lymphocyte antigen 6 complex locus protein G6c-like. NCBI's taxonomy places the organism in Eukaryota, Metazoa, Chordata, Testudines, Geoemydidae. The transcript has 3 exons. Bases 83 to 376 code for a protein of 97 amino acids. The record is from RefSeq and is a predicted model, not a curated record.